AUGUUUGUUUGGUACCAAAUUAAUAUUAACAAUGGUGAUUACCAUGUGCGGAGACAAUUCGAUCGUGAGCCCAGCAGAAUCCCUGUAAAAAAACUAGAAAAGUUCUUACGUAAAAACAAACAAAUAAAGAAGUUAGUGUACAGGCGAAUUCUUAAAAACAUCCCUGUCUCGUCAAAAAUGUAUCGCUACGUCAAAUGCAGACUUAGAACAGUGAGCAAUAAUGACAGUUUUAAUUUUGUUCAAAAGAUGAGAAAAAUAUGGCAUUCUAUACGGUCAACACUGAAUCGAAAAUCGUCGAGUUGUCGAGAGUCUUUGGGCAAAUAUCUAUCUUUGUAUAGCUGUAAUACAUUAAUAAGUGUGUACAAGAAUGCAAGCCACAGAGGUCAUUGUGCUACACUGUAUCUGUGUAAUGACAUUGAAAUAAAUCCUGGGCCUCCUAUAUAUGGUAUUGAUCCUACUCUAACAAUCAAGGCACCAUAUAGUCAAGGUGAUAUUAUGGACUUUGGUGAAAAUGCUAGAAAACAAUGUGUUGUAAUGAGUUUGAUUGCUUUGAUUUAUAACAAGAUAAAAGGAAUACAUACUUGUGAUGACCUGGUACAAAUUUUGGAGAUGGGUAAUCAAUUGCAUUCAACACUGUCACAAUGUACAGGGCAGGUGUAUUUAAUGCAAACUGAAUUACUAUCAAUGAUUGCUUUGUCUGAGGAAAACUGCCAGUUUAAUUAUGGUAAAAGCUACACUGGUAAUCUACAUCAUUGUAAUUCAAUAAUUGAGGGAUAUCAUUACAGUAUGUCUAGAGACAGGGCUUUUCAAUCACUCUUAUCACAAAAUUACUCUUCAUUUAUUCUGACAAUAGAAUGUAUCGAUGUCAGUAUCUAUCAUACUGAUAAUGGGAGUUAUAAGAUAUUUGACUCUCAUACAAGAGACGAAUAUGGCAGAAGCCAUCCCUCAGGUACAUGUGUACUAUUAGAAGUACCAUCUAUUCAGGGCUUAGUACAGUGUUUCCAGACUAUACACUCCCUCAGUGACAAUUAUGAACUUAGAGGAGUGCAGAUUAGUACAUAUGAAGUAUUUAGAGUGAACAAUUUGAGAGAAGAACACAACUGCUCUUGCAAACAAUGUUCUGCUGUGGGGCUUUAUGCAAUGUGUUACUCAGAGGCAAAGUCUCGUAGUUAUUGA
Pocillopora meandrina is the source of this 1176-nucleotide messenger RNA. Lineage: Eukaryota; Metazoa; Cnidaria; Anthozoa; Scleractinia; Pocilloporidae. The record is from the annotation of a GenBank genome assembly.